UCUAAGCAUUACUUGAAGAGAGUAUUAUUGUAAGUGUAUAGCAAACUUGUUAUCUUGUGCAAAGAGAGCUUAUCCAUUACACUACUAUAAAAUUGGAAAGCAAUUCAACCAUUAGAGCUCAAGCCAGUGUUGACAAACAGGAAGCUCAUCCUCUACUUCUCUGAUCUCUUUUUCCACCUCAAAACCCAAAUUCCAAAUCUUUCUUUUCUUUAUUUCCUGGUCAUCAUUAAUGGCAUUCCAUGCGAAAAGAGAGAGUAACUUCAUUUUUUUAACCCCAGAUGGUGAUUUUCAUCCUCUGAAUGCUCCUGAGAAUCUUUUCGAAUUUGAUGAGGCUGAUGUUUGGAACAAUAGUAAUAAUUCUAGUGCUGUGUCACAAUUGGAGGCCAAGAAAAUCGCACCCAGUUCGCGUCCAUCAAGAAAAGGUGGCAGAAAUAUGGUGGUGGAAAGGACUAGCCGGCCGGUGACCUGCGCUGCAUCUCUUCCAGUGAACAUACCAGAUUGGUCCAAGAUUUAUAGGGAAGAUCACUACAGAAGGCAUCAUAAAGAUGAUGAUCAAGAUCAAGAUAGUGACUAUUAUGGUGAUGAUCAUGGUGGUGAUGACGAAGAUGCAAGGAUUCCUCCCCAUGAAUAUUUAGCAAGGAGGAGAGGGGCUUCUUUUUCUGUUCAUGAAGGGAUAGGGAGAACAUUGAAAGGAAGAGACUUGAGGCAGGUGAGAAAUGCAAUUUGGAAGAUAGUUGGGUUUGAAGAUUAGCAGAAGAAAGAAUCAAUUAACGAGAGAGUAAAACUAGAAAAGGAUUAUUAAUUAUAUUAUAUAAUUAUAGAGAUGAGGAUGAGAGGAUGAUCAUGCAUUAAUUUUCUUUGAUAGGGUACUUUACUUUUUUUUUUUUUUUUUUUAAUGUGUUAGUUUCUUGUCAAGUAUUUAUUUGUUUUGUUUUAGGGGAGCUAAAAAUCCUCUCUGGUAAAGUGUAAUCAGAGGAAGACAUGAUGAUGAUGAUGAUGAUCUUUUGCCCUGUAAUUCUUAGUUUUUCAAGUUUUUAAUAUUAAAGAAAAUAAAGAUGGUACUCUUUACUUGUGUUCCUUGUUCUUUGUUUCCUUUGAAAUCAUGUAUGGGAAUUAGAGAAAAGCAAGAAACUGGAGAAGAAGAGAAUGAGGAAAGAAAUGGAGAGAAUGAGAAGAGAAAUGGACUUCUUGGUGGGUGUGGUUGGCAAGAAAGCUACAGACCAGCUAGCGGCUAGAACAAUCCUUCAAGUAAAAUCUAUUGGUCAUCUUUAAUGAGGAAUAGUCCACAAUUUUUUUAAACAUAUUUUUAUUUUUCUUGCUAUAGAAAUUAAUUAAUAAUUUUUUUUUAAGAAACUAACCUUAUUUUGAAUUUAAUAAUGAGUUGGUGAUAUCCAAAGCGAUUAUGGUGA
Hevea brasiliensis (rubber tree) is the source of this 1409-nucleotide messenger RNA. RefSeq names its product protein S40-4. The record is from RefSeq and is a predicted model, not a curated record. The transcript has a single exon. NCBI's taxonomy places the organism in Eukaryota, Viridiplantae, Streptophyta, Magnoliopsida, Malpighiales, Euphorbiaceae. The coding region runs from base 230 to 751 and encodes 173 amino acids.